UAGCUAUAAUGUUUGUAUAACUUGGGCAAGCAAAUGCUAAGAAAACAUGGAGAGGUUUCCUCCAAUCGAUAUAGACUAGUUACAACCCUUGUGGCAACAAUUACCAAACCAUGCGAAGCCCUAAAAAUAAAUACUUUUCACACAAUUUUUCCUCUCAAUCCUAUUGCCAUCAUGAAGCUCCAAAAAUUGGAUUGCAAAAUAGAUUGCUUUUCAAGCCAAGCAUCUAGGGAAGAGCACAGUUCGAUCUUUGAAGUCCCACGCAUGUCUCGUUUCUAUGGUUCCAUAGGAGCCAACUGGUGGUGCAGAAGAUUUCCAAGCAUGGUCCAUUCAGGUGGUCUAUUAUACGAAUAGUAACAUCAAAGUUUUAGAGACACAUCGGCUAAUUAGAGUAGUUAUUGAGUAGUUCGGCAGCAUUGCUCCUUCAUUUCACAUGAGGGAUGGGUCCUAUAUCUAAUAAAUUUCUGGGUAAUUAUAAGAGGAAUCCUUGAAGGUAGUUUUAAGGUUUUGGGUAGAAAACUUAAUCCAAAAUCUCAAGAAUCAUAUCAGCCCUGAAAAACAUUAAACCAAUCUCUUGGGUUCUCUUUUUCCAGUCAUUGCUUUUGGUUAUAGAACCAAUGAAAUGCUAACAGCUUUUUCAACUGGCUAAUCAUGUGCCCAAUUUGAACCAUGUUACCUGAAAGUUGAAACUCAAAAGCUGUUCCUAGGAGACAUUUCCACCGACUUUGUUCUCGAACAAGGAUACUCUUACUUAAUUUAAUUUGUGUCACGUGUCACGUUCUAAUAGGCAAAAAGACUGACAUGAGACGGCAGCUACGAAAUACGUGUUACAAUCACAGCUUCCCUGUGAAAUAUCUCUCUGGACGAGGACGUGUGUGUUAUUUGCUUUGACAAAAGAGAUAAAUGCAUAGAAAGCAAGCGGCAAAGAGAGAAAAAUUCUAGAACCCAAAAGAGAGAGACUGAACUUGCUAAAAAAGGAAAAGAAAUCCAAAAGAGAGAUGGAAGAUAGUGUUAUAGAAACUGAAAACUUGGUGCAUCCCAUGAAUCUCAGUCCAAAGGGAGGUUCCAAAGUGAGAGAAGAUCAUGAAGAAGAAGAAGAUGAUAAGAAAGAUCACGAAGCUAAAGGAGAAGGAGAAAGGCAAACUGGAUUCAUAAACAAUCUUCUCUCUAAUUUAGUGCCCGGAGGGGAAGCUGAGGAAGAAAAAGAGCAUGAUGAAGAUAGGAGAGGUAGUUUUGGUGAGGAUAAAUCUGAAGAUAAGGGAGUUGGGCUUAUAAGCCGUUAUAUAUCUAACUUGGUCUCUCCCCGAAGUCCAAAAGCAGGGAAAUUUACUGGACAAAGAGUGGAUGAUUUUGAAGUUGAAAAUGUUGGGAGCUCUAAAGUGGAUGAAGAUGUAGGUGGUAGCAGAAAUGGUGGCCAGCUUAAGCAAGGGAAGAUAGAAGAGGAGGAGGGUGGUGGUGGUCAUGGUGGAGGAGGUAUCAUUGACAACCUUGUUUCCCACUUGCCUGCAUCACUAAAAGAUAAUGCGGCUCCCACGGCUGACGAGGCCUCCUUGCUAAUACACUCCAUCAUUCAUGACUAAGAGAAUUACAUUGUGUUUUGUGUCAUUGAUUGUAAGAAAGAAGUGCAAAAUAGAGAGGCUAGAGUAUGGCCAUUCGAUGUGAUUUCUUUUUCAAUUGUUUGGUUUGUUGAGUUCUUAUUUUAAAUGUUACUUGUUUGAAAGUCAUUUUGAAUUUCUGAGGGAUCUUUUUCCCUUUAUUUGUUGUUACUUGUUAGUGUAAAUGGCGCUUGAGAGUUUGAGAUACCUGUUAUUGACA
Quercus lobata is the source of this 1812-nucleotide messenger RNA. RefSeq lists its product as uncharacterized. The transcript has 2 exons. The record is from RefSeq and is a predicted model, not a curated record. The coding region runs from base 996 to 1577 and encodes 193 amino acids. Lineage: Eukaryota; Viridiplantae; Streptophyta; Magnoliopsida; Fagales; Fagaceae.